Pangasianodon hypophthalmus (striped catfish) is the source of this 6333-nucleotide messenger RNA. RefSeq names its product alpha-2B adrenergic receptor-like. Lineage: Eukaryota; Metazoa; Chordata; Actinopteri; Siluriformes; Pangasiidae. The transcript is spliced from 2 exons. Gene Ontology annotation, molecular function: adrenergic receptor activity. Gene Ontology annotation, biological process: adenylate cyclase-activating adrenergic receptor signaling pathway. Gene Ontology annotation, cellular component: membrane. The coding region runs from base 2070 to 3464 and encodes 464 amino acids. The record is from RefSeq and is a predicted model, not a curated record.
CUUAAACAGGAACCAGCCUGUUACAAAAUGGCUUUAAAUUUUUUCUAAUAAAUAUGACAGCAGAUCUUUAUUUUUUAAAAGCCGUCCAUUUGGCUGUCACGCUCAAGCUGAGUAUGUGAGAGCUUCCCAUUCACACUGUGCUGCAAUUUUGUAGACACAGCAACCCCAAUUUCCAUAUUUAUCUCUGCGGUGUGGAUAUACUGGCAGAAUAAGUUAGCAUUUUGCAGUGUCUGUAUUAAAAAAAGUGAGAGCAAUCUUGAGAUGCUUUUCAGUAUGAAUUAAACAUGAACAAAACUUUACUGUGCAGGUGAAUGCUGUAAUGCUAUGGGGCUGCUACGGUGGGCCAGAAGUGCAAAACACUUUAACAAAACAAAAAGGCAACAGCAAAUCAGAAAAAAAAGCAACAACGAAACCAAAAACAAACAACAAAUCAGAAAAAAAGCAAUAACAAAGCCAAAAACAAACAGCAAAUCAGAAAAAAAGCAACAACGAAACCAAAAACAAACAGAAAUUCAGAAAAAAAGCAACAACAAAACCGAAAACAAACAGCAAAUCAGAAGACACAAAAUGAAAACCAAUAACACCACAAAAAAAAACAAAAAAAACACACACAUCAAUAUUAGUUCAAAACAGAAAGGGUAGGUCCUUACUGAACUCUGCAUGCUUGUCACUAAUUGAACACAGUGUAUGACUAUCACACGGAAAAAGAAUUUCAAUUUCUCAGUUACUGUGGCAAAAAUGAUUUCAUGUGAAGUUAUUAUAGUGACAUUAUCAUAGUGAUGAGUAAUUCUUUCUUCUGAAUAACCUGUCUACCUUCAGCAUUCACAGUACUGUGCAAAAGUCUUAAGCACCCUGUAUUUUUAGUACAAACUUUGUUAUUGAUUUUUAUUUUAUGACUUCUACAUUAUUGAUUCUGUACAAAAACAUUUUAGAUUCCAAACAUUAGUUUUCCAGCACAAAAUUAAAUGUUACAGAAUACUUACAGCUCACUUCCUUAUAAAACUGCACAAAUUGUACCUGAGACUAGUAUUUUUUUUUAAAGCGAAGGAUCGUCACACCAAAUAUUGACUUUGUUUCGUUUAUUACUGUUUACUGCUCUUUAUAGUAUUUUUUUAAAUGUAGAAACAUUUAAUUUCAUUAUUUUUGAAGACGUCUUUGCUCUACAGCAUUUCUUUGCAUGUGCCUAAGACUUUUGCACAGUACUGUAUAUAUUCAUAUUUAUGCUGUGGAUCAGCAAUGACCAUGUGAUGCUUAGUAAGGACCUCCCCUUUCUAAGGACCUCCCCUUUCUAAGGACCUCCCCUUUCUAAGGACAUCCCUUUCCAUUUUGAGUCAAUUUUGCUGCGUUUCCGACUUUGCUGUUGUGUUUUUGGUUUGUUAAUAGGUUUUGCACUUACACGCCACCAUAAAUUAAGUACUGAAUUAACUCUUACAGUACUGAAUUAUUACCUGGAGUACUGAAUUAACUCUUACAGAUCUGAAUUAACACCUACAGAGCUAAACUAACUUUUAGAGUACACAGAUUAAGACCUGGAGUGCUGAAUUAACAUCAAAUGUUUUGACUUAACUUUUAGAGUACUGAAUUAACACCUGCACCCAAUGAACUCUUAUAGUUCUGAAUGAACACUUAUGGUAGUGAACAAACUUUUAAAGUUCUGAAUGAACUCUUACAGUGCUGAAAUAAUAUGAAACAACAUGAACAUUGUCAGACUUAAUGUUAACGCAGAGCUGGAUCUAAUUUGAUCGAUCAGCAACACUGGCAACCCCUCAAACUCAUUUUAUUGGAAAAACACCAAUCUGGCAACUCGAGCAAACGCGCUGUUAUAAACGGCGGCGCUCCGGAGCGCGCGAGACACGGAGGCGCGGAACCUGAGACACAGGUGGACAAAACCAUAACUUCAGUCAGGCUUGGACAAAAAACCUGAACAACACCGGGACAUUUUUACCAAACACACAUUCUAGUUUUUUUCUCUGGAGGACUGAGAAAUAAUACUGGACUUUUCAUCCAGAACCUUUUUUGGUGCCAUAUAAUUUCCUGAAAGAUCUUUUACAACAACCUUUAAUCAGACCAUGAAAUCAGCCCCGUAUUCUCCUGAAGCAGCAGCAGCUUUUGCCGCAGCAAAUACUCUCAUAAUUAUCUUCACCAUCGUGGGAAACAUACUAGUCAUCAUCGCUGUACUGACAAGUCGCUCUCUGAGGGGGCCGCAGAAUCUCUUCCUGGUCUCGUUGGCUGUGGCGGACAUCCUGGUGGCCACGUUGAUUAUCCCUUUCUCGCUGGCCAAUGAGCUGAUGGGCUACUGGUACUUCCACUUAGUCUGGUGCGAGAUCUACCUGGCACUGGAUGUGCUCUUCUGCACAUCCUCCAUAAUCCACCUGUGCGCCAUCAGCUUGGAUCGCUACAUGUCUGUAUCACGACCCUUGAUGUACAGGGCCCAGAGGACACGUUGCAGCAUCAAAUGCGCAAUCCUAGUCGUUUGGCUCAUCUCGGCUGUCAUCUCUUUCCCACCGCUGCUUUCCAUGAACAAGAACCAGGGGAACUCAAGUUCCUCCAUGGGACCCCAGUGCCAGCUCAAUGACGAGCGCUGGUAUAUUCUCUACUCCACCAUCGGAUCCUUCUUCGCCCCCUGCCUCAUCAUGAUCCUCGUCUACAUGCGCAUUUAUCAGAUCGCCAAACAGCGCACAAGAUGCCCACCAGGAGAGCCGAGGAAAGAGAUCCCCACCAGCGCCACAACCCUAAAUGUAAGAGGAGAUGACAUAAAUGUGCCAUGUACACCUCAGCCAAAUCUGACCACUCCAAGACCACCCAUUUUCACUGUGCCUCAAGCCGAGGGAAAAAAACAUUCAGCAAGCACCAACACCCUGCAUCCACCCCUUUCUCCCUCCAGAGAGAUGACUCCUGGCACUCCUCCUCCUCCUCCAGUCCAAUCUCCUUCCCUUUCACCUUCCAGCUCUUCCAUGCAGAAGCAAGAUGCAGCCCCCAACAAACCCAAACAGGCCAAGAAGGAGAAAAGGAGCAAAAAGAAACCUGACAACAACAACGAUGAGAGUUCAAGCUCUGAUUCAGACACGGACUACGGAGGGGUGGGUGUUGAGAUUCCUGUGACUCCAAGUGCUGAUCUUUAUACCAGUAACCACUCACCAGCCACCGUCCAGAAGUACAUUAUCACUGCAGACAACUUGGCUUGCCGCAAGGCCAUGGUGAACCGGGAGAAACGCUUCACCUUUGUGCUGGCAGUGGUGAUCGGCGUGUUUGUCUUCUGCUGGUUCCCUUUCUUCUUUUCCUACAGCCUGCAGGCCGUGUGUCCAGAAACGUGCAAGCUUCCCAAGCCAGUCUUCACGUUCUUCUUCUGGAUCGGCUACUGCAAUAGCUGCCUCAACCCUGUCAUCUACACCAUUUUCAACAAGGACUUCCGCAGAGCCUUCAAGAGGAUUCUCUGCAAAAAUACCAAGGGUACAUUCUUUUAACGAGCAUCUGGAAAAAAAACAAUUUAAAAUAGAGAAAAAGCACAACUUCUUUGUAAGAGUGUAAAUAAGAGGUUCUUUGUAUAGCUGCGCAAUGAUAAAGCACAUUAUACUGUUUUUGAUAAAAGUUGGUCGACACAGAGUCAGACUGUGAAUUCAUAUGGACUCUUGCAGGUUUACAAUAUUCCAUUGCUCAUGCCACAAAUGCACAAUGGAGAGCAGAGGGUGAACAUGAUUUGAUCAAGACAAAAAAAUAAUAGGACUGUGCACCUGUGACGAUCACAAAGGACAGUGGGAGCACAGCGCAAUAGUGUUUCCCUUCUUCGCCUUUCCAAGAAUACCUGCCCUCAGGGAUAGUAUGUGCAUGAGUUUCAAUCCAACCCGUCCUAUUUGAUACUUGAUGUGUGUGACCGACUCAUAAGCGAAUGUGAACAUGUGCUCUGGGUGAAUGCGUGUGUGAUGUGCAGGGAGCUUUGUAUUUGUGCCGUAUGAAGAAUUGUCAUUUCUCAUCUUUUCCAUUAGCACUUAAUAGAAAAUAUGUGUUUUGAUUUAAAAAAAAAAAAAAGGUUCAGCCAUGCCUUAGGCCCUGCCUCCUGCUGUUUUUAAAUCGAAGUUACAUAAUUUGAUAUUACGAAGUUGAUAUAAGUAUUGUAUUUACCAAGAAUUUAGACUCAAGUGUAGAGAUGUGCAUUGGGACUGUGAUCCUGCAGGAUGCAACAAAAAAAUCUUGAGAGCAGGCGAUUUUUACUCUCAUGCUCAUACUCUUCAUGUACAUGGGAGCAUAUUUAGUACUCGUUUACAGCAUUCCUUUAUUCAUCCUUAGAAAAUUCUUUUCCUGUUGCCAUCAAAAUGACUAAUUUGUUAUUAUUGGGAACCAACCAACCACUGGGUAGCAUUGCUGCCUCACAGCUCCAGGGUUCCUGGUUCGAUCCUCAGCUUGGAUUACUGUCGAUAUGGAGUUUCACAUGUUCCCCAGUUCCUCCAGGUUCCUCCCAAAAACAUACCAGUAGGCAGAUUGGAUAUGUGAACAUUUGUGCCAUGUGAUGGAGUGGCGUCCCAUCCAGGGUGUAUUCCCACCUCAGUGCCAGUGUUGCUGGGACCCUGACCAAGAUAAAGUGCUUACUCUCUGGGAGCAGAUGGGAAGUGGAUUUAAAAACCGGUCCCACAUGAAUUUUUAGUCCAGUGCAAAACUAGCAAAACAAAAGUCAGCUCCCAAACGUAUCUUGACUAUAUUUGGGGUAACCAUACCAUUUCAAAUUUUUCACUUGCUUUAAGUAAUUUUUUACCAAACCAUUUCUUGAAACUCAAACAAAGAAAACAUCAGACAUCUAGUCGGUUGCUGGAAGAAGUGCAGGCACUGCGUUUUAUAUUCUGCUGAGUGCUCAGUGAUGGAGGACUAAACUCUGUUGAUGUGGGGUCCAAAUAUUUCACUGACCUUUCUGUUUUGAUUCUGAGCACUCUCGUGAAAAGGUACUAUGAUAAAACGAAUUGACAAUAAACGGGACAAAUGUGGCCUUUAUGUGCACUUUGCUUUUAUAAACAGAUCGCUGAGCCAGACAGCUCUGAACUUGAGCUGGGGUCGGCUGAAGAGAGAGGAAGAGAGGAAGAGAGGGAGGGCGAAUUUGGAUUCAGUAAUUACAUGAUGCAUUUGCGUUUAAUUAUUAAUGAGCACUUCACUCGAUGCCAGUAAACAGUUCCGUGUGAAUAUCUCGCCUAAUGUUUUUUUUUCUUUCCUCGCAGAUUUAGCCCCGUAAUUGCUAAGCUGUGACCUGCAGAGAAAGUGGAUCGGGGGCAUGUAUUUAUAAAUGUGGAAUCAUCGCUCUGUGGGGAUUUGAUGUCUUACUGAGCCUCAUCCCUCCGAGCUAGCUUAUGUAAUUUUUUAAUUCUUAAAGCUUUCCAGCUUCUGUAAUUCUCAGCUCUAAACACUUUCAUCGAGUCCUAGAGAAAAGUUGGCGAGUUGCGCGAAGGUGCCAAGGGUGUUACAAAGCGUGGUAAAUGAAAAAAAAAAAAAAUUUUCAGAGCACUCUCGUAGCUUCACUUUAAAGAAAGCUAAUUACAUCUCCUGUGUAAGUACGGGAGAUUAAAAAGGGCCCAAGACUCAAAGAAGAACAAGGUGAGGAAGUAGUGAUGGGAGAAAACGAGCGAGAACACACAAGUGCAAGAGCGUGUUAGAGCACAAAGAUAAGGAGUGAAAAGCAGUCCUUAAAUUAUACGCCUGCUCUCUCUCCAGUCCGUGACUGUGACCAUGAAGACUAUUAACAGGCGUCUUCACUGAUUAAUUCAUCAAGAAAUGUGGAAUUGGAUUGUGAUAUUUAUGAAUAAUGCACAGAAGAGGACUAAUUCAAUUAAUGAAGCUGUGCCGCAGUGAAAUGAAGGGAAUAGUAAAGGUAUAGUCAAAGCCACGCCCCCAAAACAACAUUUCUGAAUUGGCAACGUUCAGAGUCAGGGGUGUCACAGAGCCCAGAGUUUCUCCUCUGAGCUGAUAUCUUAUUGACUGCUUAUUGACAACAAAUCCAGCAAAAAGUGUUUUGCUUAAAAUCAUUAAGCACUUUUAACUGCCUUGUGAUUGACAUUUUUGCCAGUAGCACACAUGAGGAAAGGGGCAGUGCAAAAUAUAACAUCCUGUCAUUAUGAUAUUAUCUGACUGUUGAUUGAUUCUCAGCACAGCGGUGUUGCUGAUAUGAUUUUGUGUGUGUGUGUGUGUGUGUGUGUGGGGUGGUUCACUAUUUAUAUCACAUUUUCCUCUCACAGCACAUCCCUGUUUUAUUCUUUUAUUUUUAAUUAAACCUUUUUUAAUAUGUCAGUCUGCUGACGAAAAAUGUUGAUUGUAUGACUACCAUAUUUACAAUAAUCACUGUAAAAGCUGAAUAAA